Molecule: messenger RNA, 1638 nt
Organism: Histoplasma mississippiense
Lineage: Eukaryota; Fungi; Ascomycota; Eurotiomycetes; Onygenales; Ajellomycetaceae
Exons: 1
Coding region: 1-1638 (545 amino acids)
Source: RefSeq, a predicted model, not a curated record
AUGCCUUCGCCACAAAUCUCCCCGACAAGCAGUCCCUUCGGGGGGCCUAACCACGAUGAGUCAUUAUCGAGGGAUCCCCGCAAGUCAAGCCCUGAUUCACUGAAAUUUGAUCCUGCGCGCUCUCUUGGAGAAUUUGCUUCAAACGUGACAUCCAUUGCAGCUAUCUCUGUCGAGCGAGAAAGGCUCAAAAAGCGGUCACAAGCGGAGUCGACUGACCUACGCAAGGCCAGUGAUCGCAAUUUCCAAUACCCCUCUGUUGCGAAACGCCUCAAAACCGGAAAAGAGGAGCUCGAUAAUGAGCUUGUUAGGGUUGAUGAAAAGCUUAAAAUUCAUCAGAAAAUGCAACAAGAACUUAUUAAAGGUCUAGCCGCCAAUUUCAUGUCCAGUCAACAACAGGCUCAACAUCGGGUUGAAAUUGAAGAUAUGAAGAAUGACCUGCGCGAAAUUAAGUCUGAGCUGUAUCGUGUCGCAAACUUGCAAGCUGGUAUUACGCCCACUCUGGAUUCACUGAAAAGUUCGAUUCAAAGUAAUGACAACCUAAUCGCCGACAUUGAACAGUGGAAAAGCUCGAUAGAGAUGGAGCUUAAAAACGUCAGAUCUGAACUUUCUACCAAGCAAAACGAUCACAAGAAUGCCACCGAAUCUGUGGUUACAAGUCAAAGCAAGUCUAUUGAACAAAAAGAGUGUCAGCAAGAGCAAACUUUAGACUCUAAUUUGAAAUUCGCUAAGGAUGAGUCCAAGUUGGAGCCCUCUGCAAAAGCUCAUGAGAGGGAUUCCUCGAAACGCCUUGACACGCUUGAUCGUGUAGUUUCUGAGCAUGCGAAGACAGGAAGGGAGGUAAGCGAAGGCGCAGAGUCUCUUAUGUACUCCCACUCGGAACCAAUCACAGAUGGAUGCCCUCAGUUUGGCACCCCUGCGGAAGUCAUGAUUCAGCUUCAGAAUCUCCGUCAAAUUCAAGACGCGAAGGAUGAAGCUAUAGCGGACGAGCUUGAUAAAUACGAAUCGAGAAUUGCCCGGCUAGAAGAGGUGAUGAGCAAAUUGAAACAAAUGGAUCGACGGAACGAAACGAACAGUCAAACAGUCGGAACUAGCAUGCACCAAAUGAACGCUGAACUUGAACAGCUACGUCAGGCAAUAAACGGGCUAAGUCAACAUGUGAACAAUCGAUUUCAGCUUGUUGAAAACCAGUCGCGAACUCUACAGGCUCAUCAAAUCGCCCUGAAUUCCCUCGAAACACGGUAUAACCACUUGUCUACGGAGCCCAUUGUUAAGCAGAUGGUUAUAGCGAUGCAAGAAAUGUACCCCCAUGCCAGCCUCGUGCAGCAGGAGAUCCCAAUCAUCCACGACAAAUUAAACAGACUUACAUCUGCUCUCGACUCUGUGCGCAGCGAUAUCAGUGCUGCCGAAAAUACGCGAUCGGCUUUAAUCAGCGACAUGACUGCGGAAAGAGACCGAAUGGCCCAAGAAAUAAUAUCUCUCACUUCCAAGAUAGAGGAACUCGGGAGCGUACAGUCAAAGUUAAACGGAAUCGAGAAAGUUUUAAGGUCAAGAAUGGAUGAGGUCGAAAAUGUCGUAGCUACCAAUCUCGCAUCUGUGAUGCUUAACGUUGACAAGCGGCUACCACCUCAAAACCCAUGA